UCACAAAUUAUCGAACACUCGUAUAUACCACUAAGCGCGGGCUAAGUGGUCACGUUGUCACACAAUUCAUUAAUUCAUUAUUUUUAAUAACUUUAAGAGCACUCGGUACCGUUCGACUGUUUGUUUAAAGUGUGUUUAUAACCAGUACGCGUCACUUAAUCCAUAAAAUGCCCGACAACCGCCAGCCAUUUUUAUUCCUACGAGCAUCAGCUUGCUUUUACACAUACGCGCAAUUACAUAUGCUUACAAUUAUGCAUUACCAACAAUAUUCACCAAUUAUUUGUUUUCACAACCUAAAACUUUUUUCUCUUUUAUUUUACUUAUUUUUUACAAGUGUCACUUGAUCAGCUGGCCCGCCAGUUCCACUAAUUAAAUGUGUUUAUUUAUUUAUUAACUAGAGUAUGAAAAAUAACGCGAGUUUAGUAAGUACUUAUCAAGAUGACGUGUAGCUCUGAGAACUUCAACACAGGUGUUGCCUCGUCAACAAUGCGGUUAAUUUAUAAAAAGAACGAGAUAGUACAAAGAUGGAUCAGCUGACAGAGGGGCAAGCUGUUAUGGUUGGAGGAGCUGGCGGGACUGUUCAAGUUGUACAGAUGGGCCAGGGUGGACAAGCAAUGAUGCUUCCCCAGGCAAUUCAAGUUGCUGGACCUAAUGGACAGAUCCAAGUCCUACCAAUGUCGUCUCUGACUGGAGGAGGCCAACAAUUAGUGAUACAGCAGCAACCACAAACACCCCAGAUUAUCCAGACACCUGAUGGACAGACUUAUAUUUACCAGCCUGUUCAACUUGACAACCAAGUUCAGCAAGCUCAACAAACCGGUAACUUCAUCAUCAAUGGAAACCUGAUGCAAAUAGCGGGGACAUCGCAGGCAGCAGCUGCUGCUGCAUCUCCGUCGCCGGUCCAGCAAAUCUCGAGUCCUACAUCGGCAACUCAGGCAGGAAAUAUUGUCAUGAUGGUGCCUGGUAAUGGAGGACAAACACAAUUCCAAAGAGUAGCGUUACCCAAUGCUGAGUUUCUUGAAGAGGAACCGCUUUAUGUUAACGCUAAGCAGUACAGGAGAAUUUUAAAGCGAAGACAAGCACGGGCUAAACUUGAAGCUGAGGGAAAAAUUCCUAAAGAAAGACCUAAAUAUCUCCACGAGUCACGACAUAGACACGCGAUGAACAGGAUUCGCGGUGAAGGUGGACGUUUCCACUCUGGUCAGGUAAAAAAAAGAAAUUUAAAUUCAAAGAGAUCAAUGCCAUUGGCAACAAACACAAAUCACCAUCAUGAUAAUAUGACAUCGACAAUCAUCAUUGAAAGCGCGGGAGGCACGGCCCUUCCAGAUAUGAUCUCGGAUAGCGGGAUAGUAACAGAAGGACACUGAAUAUUUACAAUAAAAUAAAUAUUCAUGUAUAUUAUAUAAGUAAGCCAAAAAUACGGGCGGUAUUAACGAGGCGAUUUGUGAAAAUUAGGAUAAAUUAAAACUUAUGGUCUGAAUUGUUUUUAAAACAAAUAAAUUAAUGUAAAUAUGCGGUUUUCAAAGUUGUUAGGUUCUAUUUAUAUAAAAAAAAAAAAUUCGGUUUAUAACUGAGAGUAACAUUGAUAGGCACUGUGACUUUAAUGUCAAUGCAUCGUAACUUGUAAGUGUAUAUUUAAACUUUCAUUUUUAUUUUUAAUAGUUCAAAUUUUGUUCAUUUACUAGAUUAAAAUACCCCAAGGAUUGAUGCAAUUUAGUAAAUUUAAUAAUAAUAAUUAUUAUUAUUAUUAAUAAGAUUUUGGUUAAAUUAAUACAGUUUUAUUUAAACAUCGCAUCUUGCCAUGACAAGCACACUUUGUUUUGUUACUUUCUUGGUUUUUAUUUUCGUUAGAGCUACAAUUUUUUUUUUACCAAAAAUAUAUGCGAUGUUUAAGUGAUAGUAUACAUACGUACAAUGUAAAAUAAUUUUUUCUGAUAAUCAAACUAGGAUAAGAGUUCUUUAUAAAAAGUAUCUUACUAAAAGUCACUUUAAAAAAUUUUUACCAGUCUUACUUAUCACCGCUGCGUAUUCCGAGUCACCGGUACUAAAAAAAAAAAUUUAAUAAUAAGGUAAAAGCCCCAAUAGAUGAUCACGUACCAGUAAAUGA
Cotesia glomerata is the source of this 2107-nucleotide messenger RNA. RefSeq names its product nuclear transcription factor Y subunit alpha (gene Nf-YA). The record is from RefSeq and is a predicted model, not a curated record. Gene Ontology annotation, cellular component: CCAAT-binding factor complex. Gene Ontology annotation, molecular function: DNA-binding transcription factor activity, RNA polymerase II-specific; RNA polymerase II cis-regulatory region sequence-specific DNA binding. Gene Ontology annotation, biological process: regulation of transcription by RNA polymerase II. The transcript has 8 exons. Lineage: Eukaryota; Metazoa; Arthropoda; Insecta; Hymenoptera; Braconidae. Bases 525 to 1367 code for a protein of 280 amino acids.